Messenger RNA from Dama dama (fallow deer), 4403 nucleotides. It is a transcript of the gene RUBCNL, whose product is annotated as rubicon like autophagy enhancer. The record is from RefSeq and is a predicted model, not a curated record. The coding region runs from base 690 to 2684 and encodes 664 amino acids. The transcript has 14 exons. NCBI's taxonomy places the organism in Eukaryota, Metazoa, Chordata, Mammalia, Artiodactyla, Cervidae. Gene Ontology annotation, biological process: autophagosome-endosome fusion; autophagosome maturation; autophagosome-lysosome fusion. Gene Ontology annotation, cellular component: autophagosome membrane; intracellular membrane-bounded organelle. Gene Ontology annotation, molecular function: phosphatidylinositol phosphate binding.
GCCUUUUUGGGUCUAUUUGUAAGCAUUGGGUGAGAAAAAUUUCGUAUCUUUAGGAAACAGGGACUCACUUCCAUCUAUGAUGAGAAGGUCUGCCGUGAUAGUAGUGCAGUUGUAUCAAUCACAGAAGUCUUUUCUCUAGCCUGUAACUCUAUUUUCAUUUUGCUGGCUUUGUUCAUUCAGUCUGUAGCUCUUAUUGAGCCCCCAUCGGCCAGUCUGAGACAAGGCCCCGGCUCUCCUGGGGCUUCUAGUCAGGGGAGGAGAGGUGGACAAGGAUGACAGUAGGCGGCGGGAAGUGAGAGCUACUCUGCUGACGAUUAAGCAAAGUGGUGUGAUGAGGUGUAACCAGGGAACUGUGUUAGGAGAGGUGGUUAGGAAAGACUUCUUUGAGGAAGUCAUUCAUAAACCCAGGAGUGCAUAAGACAGGAAGUGUCGGAUGUGUGGUCAUUUGAGGGGAGAGCGGUCCAAACAGACGGACUGAAACAGAAGGUGAACAAGAGCUUGUGGGAGUCAAGAGCUUGCUUCGUAGCUGGGACUGACAGAGGGUGGACAGGCCAGAGAAGUCUGCGGGACAGGGUCAUGUCGUGCGUGGGGGACAAGAUAAGCUCUCCAGCCCUCCAGCUGGCCAUGUGGUGAGUUCAAGGUCCAAUCCAACAGCACAAGGGAAUUCACACUAGCCCUGAGCCCUGAAGAUGGUGUCACAGUCUUCGAGCCGGCAGGACUCACCUGUGGACCCCUGGGAAGGGGUCAGCGAUGACCCAGGCGACACUGAUGGUUUGCCCAGCCUCCUGGACACUGAGCACCCCUCUUGCCCAUCAGAUAUCAGGUUCACAAGGCACAAAGCUGCCUGGAUUAACCCCCCAUGUAUGCAGCAAGAGCUGCAGGACUCGUUCCCCCAGGGGCUCGCAGUGGGGAACAGAGAGAGCCACACUGUGUCCGACACCAGAUCUCCCUUGGGCGCUUCACCCUUGUCUCUUGGGGACUCCCUGGUGGAGACAUCACUGUCGAAGGGCACCACGGACUCCAUGGGCAGCUCCUCUGCCCGGGGCUCUGCUGGCAACAGCAGUGACUCCUCUCUUACCUCGAAGGAAGAGCGGGCAGUGCUCCCAAGACGCUGUCCUCACACGUCUCUGAUCACGAGCUCCAAGACUGUGUCUGGUCCCCCACGUCCUGAGGAUGGCAGGGCUUUUUUCAAGCCUUCCCAGCUGACAGCUUCUGCUGAUGCAGAUGCUGUUCAAGUUGGCGGAAGAACUAUUUCCUCAAAUUCCUUCUCACCAGAGGCAUUCGUUCUCCCUGUUGAUGUAGAAAAGGAAAAUGCCCACUUUUAUGUUGCAGAUAUGAUUAUAUCCAUCAUGGAGAAAAUGAAGUGUAAUAUUCUAAGUCAGCAGCACUCAGAAACCUGGAGUACCGAAGAGGCCAGCAGGCCACUUGGGAGUGAUCAGGCAGACUUGGAAGGGACCUUUUAUACCCACAUAAAGCAGGAAUCUGGGUCUUCCACUUCAUCUGACAGUGGCUAUGAAGGUUGCGCUGUGUUACAGGUGAGCCCAGUGGUUGAAACACCUACUUUCUCUGAGGUGACGGAAGAGGACUGCAAAUGUGAUUUUGAUGACUUUGUUAUCGUAGAACUUGGAGAUUUCACCAAUACCACAGAGCCCUGUGGAUGUUCCUUCGACACCUGUAAGAGUGUCAUUCAUGAGCCAAACUUCAAUUCUGCUGAGCUGAUAGCCAAAGAGUUAUACCGCGUAUUCAAGAAAUGCUGGAUGCUGGCAGAAGUUCAUUAUCAGCUGGCAGGCUCCCUCGAUGAAGCUGGCUCCAUAGUUGUAAACGAAGAACGGGUCCAGAAAGACUUUGAAUCCAGCACAGAUGUCGUCCAGGAAAUUAAACUGAAGUCGAGGAUCAGAGGGACUGGAGACUGGGCGCCCCCUAGGUUUCAAAUCAUAUUUAAUGUUCACCCACCACUCAAGAGGGAUCUCGUGGUAACAGCCCAAAAUUUUUUCUGUGCUGGCUGUGGAACUCCAAUAGAACCUAAGUUCGUGAAGCGGCUCCGGUACUGCGAAUACCUGGGGAAGUACUUCUGCGACUGCUGCCACUCGUACUCGGAGUCCUACAUUCCCGCCCGGAUCCUCAGGAUGUGGGACUUCCGGAAGUACUACGUCAGCAACUUCUCCAAACGCCUGCUGGACCACAUAUGGCAUGAGCCCAUCUUCAACCUGCUGCACGUCAGCCACGGCCUGUACACGAAGGCCAAGGAACUGGACAGAGUGAGGGAAAUCCAGGAGCAGCUAUUUCAUAUCAAGAAGCUGUUGAAGACCUGCAGGUUUGCUGAAAGCACAUUGAAGGAGUUUGAGCAGCUUCCAGGACACUUGACGGAGGCACUCCACUUGUUCUCCCUGGAGGACAUGGUCAAGGUCAAGAAAGGGCUGCUGGCGCCCUUGCUCAAGGACAUUCUGAAAGUUUCCCUCGAGCACGUGGCCAGCUGUGAGCUGUGUCAAGGAAAAGGCUUCAUCUGUGAAUUUUGCCGGAGUACAGCUGUCAUUUUCCCAUUUCAGACUGCAACGUGUAGAAGAUGUUCAGCAUGCAGAGCUUGCUUUCACAAGCAGUGCUUCCAGUCCUCCAAGUGCCCCCGGUGUGCGAGGAUCACAGCGAGGAGAAGACUUCUGGAAAGUCUGCCCUCUGCAGCGACAUGAUGUACUUGACUAUAGCGAGAAAGACUGUGCAACAUGCCUUACGAUCAUAUUGCUUUUGUCUCCUGUUGAUAACAUUGUUUUGACUAUUGUCUAUUAAGAAAAAAGAUGACCAAUAUUCUGUUUAUUAUAUAUAUUUAAUAUUUUUGGAGACUGUGGAUUCUUUGUUAUUAAGAGUAAAGUUGUUACUGGUGCCAAAGAAUGCUCAAACUACCGCACAAUUGCACUCAUCUCACACACUAGUAAAGUAAUGCUCAAAAUUCUCCAAGCCAGUCUUCAGCAAUACGUGAAUCAUGAACUUCCAGAUGUUCAAGCUGGUUUUAGAAAAGGCAGAGGAACCAGAGAUCAAAUUGCCAAUAUCCGCUGGAUCAUUGAAAAAGCAAGAGAGUUCCAGAAAAACAUCUAUUUCUCCUUUAUUGACUAUGCCAAAGCCUUUGACUAUGUGGAUCACAAUAAACUGUGGAAAAUUCUGAAAGAGAUGUGAAUCCUGACCACCUGACCUGCCUCUUGAGAAAUUGUAUGCAGGUCAGGAAGCAACAGUUAGAACUGGACAUGGAACAACAGACUGGUUCCAAAUAGGAAAAGGAGUACGUCAAGGCUGUAUAUUGUCACCCUGCUUAUUUAACUUGCAUGCAGAGUACAUCAUGAGAAACGCUGGACUGGAUAAAGUGCAAGCUGGAAUCAGGAUUGCUGGGAGAAAUAUCAAUAACCUCAGAUAUGCAGAUGACACCACCCUUAUGGCAGAAAGUGAAGAAGAACUAAAGAGCCUCUUGAUGAAAGUGAAAGAGGAGAGUGAAAAAGUUGGCUUAAAGCUCAGCAUUCAGAAAACUAAGAUCAUGGCAUCUGGUCCCAUCACUUCAUGGCAAAUAGAUGGGGAAACAGUGGCUGACUUUAUUUUUAUGGGCUCCAAAAUCACUGCAGAUGGUGACUGCAGCCAUGAAAUUAAAAGACACUUACUCCUUGGAAGGAAAGUUAUGAUCAACCUAGACAGCAUAUUGAAAAGCAGAGACAUUACUUUGCCAACAAAGGUCCGUCUAGUCAAGGCUAUGGUUUUUCCAGUGGUCAUGUAUGGAUGUGAGAGUUGGACUAUAAAGAAGGCUGAGUGCUGAAGAAUUGAUGCUUUUGAACUAUGGUGUUGAAGAAGACUCUUGAGAGUCCCUUGGACUGCAAGGAGAUCCAACCAGUCCAUCCUAAAGGAAAUCAGUCCUGAAUAUUCAUUGGAAGGACUGAUGCUGAAGCUGAAACUCCAAUAUUUUGGCCACAUGAUACAAAGAGCUGACUCAUUUGAAAAGACCCUGAUACUGGGAAAGAUUGAGGGCAGGAGGAGAAGGGGACGACAGAGGAUGAAAUGGUUGGAUGGCAUCACCAACUCAAUGGACAUGGGUUUGGGUGGACUCUGGGAGUUGGUGAUGGACAGGGAGGCCUGGCGUGCUGCAAUCCAUGGGGUGGCAAAGAGUCAGACAGGACUGAGCAACUGAACUGAACUGAACUGUUACUGGUGAUUUUGUUUACAAAUGUUCAAUGUUUUUGCUGCUACUGGUGUUUUUUUUUUUACGGUUUUUGAUACUUCUUAAAUUGUAUUUGAAUGGUUGUAUUUAGCUAAUGGUGGAGCCUAUUUUUUAUGAAUUGUAACUGACAAGAUGAUUACUCAGUUCCUAUUCCUAUAAAGCUUGUUUUGUGAAAGAAAUGGUACUUUCAAUGAACAAAAACUGCAAGCAAAAA